This is a messenger RNA of Guillardia theta CCMP2712, 699 nucleotides long. RefSeq lists its product as hypothetical. The coding region runs from base 1 to 699 and encodes 232 amino acids. The transcript is spliced from 3 exons. The record is from RefSeq and is a predicted model, not a curated record. Lineage: Eukaryota; Cryptophyceae; Pyrenomonadales; Geminigeraceae.
AUGAGCAAGGCGGGCACAGAAAAGCGAGUGAGGGUGAGGAUGGAGCAUGAGACAGCAGCGAGGUUGGCUAAGAUAAUGCUGAACGCAGUGGACGAUGGCGAAAAUGAUUCUGACGUCGAUUCUUCCAUGCCGAGAAAUGAGAGCUUGUCGGAACGAGUGCAGUUCGAAGCACCACGGCAUGAGAAAAGGAAGGUGAAAGGACGAUGGAUCUGGCAAAAAAUUGAUGAGGAUGCAAGGAGCGUGACAGAGGGAAAUCAAGUGAACCAGCGAUCUCCAAGCGUCAAGUUUGGUGUUGAGGAAAAAUUCGAAUCGCACAACAACAGCAGGAGAAAUCAUGAGGAAAGUCAGGGGAAAGGCAUAUCCACAACACUCAAGAGCAGUAACUACCCGUAUGAUAGUGCUGUGUAUGUCAGAUCAUUGAUGGAGAGAUCUUCAAUCUUGCCAGGCGAGGAGAUGGCAAUGAGGGACGUUUGUGAAGAGGACGAUGGCGGAAUGGUUGAAACAGUUCAAGGCAAUUUUACAGGAAGAGGUCUGACUUCAGCAGAAAAACGACUUGCUAAGGCAAGCCUGGGGCCAGUGUCUAUGAUGAAGUAUAUCAUCAUUCCACUUGCAAUUUUGUUUGCAGGGCUCUUGCUCUUUUGCAAGGAUGGAAGGUUUUCCAUGAGCACGAACUUCGACGUGUACGACCUCUGCAAGUAA